This is a messenger RNA of Colletotrichum godetiae, 1314 nucleotides long. RefSeq lists its product as uncharacterized. The record is from RefSeq and is a predicted model, not a curated record. The transcript is spliced from 3 exons. Bases 1 to 1314 code for a protein of 437 amino acids. NCBI's taxonomy places the organism in Eukaryota, Fungi, Ascomycota, Sordariomycetes, Glomerellales, Glomerellaceae.
AUGCUUGUCGCCGGGGUAGAUGGUCCUUUUUUUUUUUUUGCCCUUCCUCUUGGCUUCCAAUUCUCUGUUACUUUGCACCAGAUGUUCGAUGCCAUUGGAGGGACCGCCGAUUAUUCAUCACGAUCCACGACCGUAUCCGUAGACGAACACAGGCACUCAGUCCCACUUGUCGGUAUUUCCCUCGCGCUCAGCUGUUUGUCUGCAUUUCAAUUCCCGGUACGGUGUGCCACAGCACGAGCGAGCAGGCCACGCAGGCCACGCCGCACCAAAAGACCGUCAGCGGCUGCUCCCAGAACCCAAUGUCAGGGAACCCCAAACCAGCCGUGGGCACCCCAAUGCACACCACACACACCACAGGGCCACAGAGUCCACAAUGCCACAAAGACCACGUCCACGACCAGGGGAAAGGAAAAAUUUCAACCCACGGUGCCGCUUCUCUCAGCUCCGCGGCCGCGGUCUUCCGGCCCUGGACCUUGCUUGCUGAUGCCUCGACCUGCCCUGAUCUCCUCUUACCAGAUACUCGACUUUCAGCUUGAGCGCUGUUUGCUCGGUACCGAGGCACACGUUACCUCCAAUUGCGCACGCCGUACGGAGUACAGACUACAGAGUACGCCUGCGGCAUACCUGCCAAAGCUCUGUAGCGAGAACCUUACCCGCUGCCCUUUUCUAAUCUCUACUACGUACUGUGUAGGUUGCCUAUGCAAGACCCAGGCUCAGCAGCCGUCGUCGAAUUAUCUUCCUGGCGCUAUCUGUACGCAUGAUCAAGAUCAACGCAUCCUGGAGCUCCUGCGGACUGUCGAUUCGAUGUGUACCGCAGCCAAUGCCCUCACCGUUUUCUCCUACGCUUGCCUGUACGAGAAUACAAGACACAAGAGGGAAUACUCGUUGUGCGCCCAGGCAUGCUUCCAGGAGCAAUGGCAUUGCGCAGGUUUUGGCCUUGCUCGAUUUCAUGGCCAAGACCAUGCCCAAGCCUUGGAAUUGGCCUUCUACACAGUAGAGGGAGUGCCACGCAUCCGGAGGUGCUGGAGCAGGUCGUGCAGCAUCCAGCUCGGCAUGUCGUCGUGUUCUGGAGACUGGCUGUGCCGUACCGUGGACAGCAUGUCUUGGGAGUGCGGGCGGAUGUCAUGUCAGCCAGUCAGAUGGCUUGCCACGCCCUUCACCGGCCACACCCCCCUUUCGCCGCCACAGCUAUUUGAUUCCCAUCCGCUGGGAACCUCGACCGCAAAACCCCCAAAGGUUGAGCAGGGAACAAGGGCUUUCGAGUCUCAUGGUUGGGGCCUGCUCGCUGGCUGCCACGCUCUCGUGGCUCACUGA